CAAGGUGCCAGCGGAGCGGAGGCGCCGCCGCUCGCGCUCCGCCGCCCUCCCGCCCGCAGAAGUUUGACUCGGGAGCAGCGGAGCCGCCCGGGCCGCCGCGGCGGGGCAGGGACUCGCGGCGGGAGACGCCGCGCCUGAGGCCGCCGCGGGACGGGGGUCGCCUCCAGCGGGACGCCGGCGGCGGUAGCGUUGCUCCGGGAGCCGCCCCGCCCGCGACAUGGCAGCGCGAUCCCGGAGACCCUGGUUGAGCGUGGUGCUGGGGCUGGUGCUGGGUUUCACCGCCGCCUCCUGGCUCAUCGCCCCUAGAGUGGCCGAGCUCAGCGAGAAGAAGCGGCGUGGCGCCAGCCUCUGCUCCUACUACAGCCGCGCGGCAGGGCCGGGGGCGGCCCGGGGCGCGGCGGCGGCGGGCGGGCAGCAGGCGCCGCCGGAGGCAGCGGCGGUGCUGGGCGGCACGAGUUUCAGGAGCAGCCCCUGGGAGCUGCCGCCGGCGGCGGCGGAGGGCACGGUCUCCAGCCCCGCUGCCGGCGGGGAAGGGGAGCCGGAGGAGGAGGACGAAGGCGGCGAGAAGCGGAGCGGCCGGCCUGGCGGCAGCCACAACGGGAGCGGGGACUGGGGGGGCGGCCAGGGCUGCACCAAGCCCCGCAACUUCCUCUACGUGGGGGUGAUGACGGCCCAGAAGUACCUGGGCAGUCGGGCGGUGGCGGCGCAGCGGACGUGGGCGCCCUCGGUGCCGGGCCGCGUGGAGUUCUUCUCCAGCCAGGGCUCCGCCGCGCCCCCCGGGGUGCCCCCGCUGCCCGUCGUCGCCCUGCCAGGAGUGGACGACUCUUACCCGCCGCAAAAGAAGUCUUUCAUGAUGAUUAAGUACAUGCACGAUCACUACCUGGACAAGUACGAGUGGUUCAUGCGGGCGGACGACGACGUCUACAUUAAAGGUGAAAAAUUGGAGGAGUUUCUUCGCUCACUGAACAGCAGUAAACCUCUGUAUUUGGGGCAGACUGGUCUGGGUAAUAUUGAAGAACUUGGAAAACUCGGGCUGGAGCCUGGAGAAAACUUCUGCAUGGGAGGGCCGGGAAUGAUCUUCAGCCGGGAGGUUCUCCGGAGGAUGGUGCCACAUAUAGGUGAAUGCCUUCGAGAAAUGUACACCACCCAUGAGGACGUGGAGGUGGGCAGGUGUGUCCGCAGGUUUGGAGGAACUCAGUGCGUUUGGUCAUAUGAGAUGCAGCAGUUGUUCCACGAAAACUAUGAACACAACCGCAAGGGUUAUAUUCAAGAUCUUCACAACAGCAAGAUUCACACAGCCAUAACACUUCAUCCGAACAAAAGACCAGCCUACCAAUACAGGCUGCACAAUUACAUACUGAGUCGCAAAAUUUCCGAACUGCGCCAUCGGACCAUCCAGCUCCAUCGAGAAAGUGUUCUAAUGAGCAAGCUCAGUAACACUGAAGUAAAUAAGGAAGAUCAGCAACUGGGAGUGAUGCCAUCUUUCAAUAAUUUCCAGCCACGUGAAAGGGAUGAAGUAAUUGAGUGGGAGUUCCUGACAGGAAAGUUUCUUUACUCAAUGGUGGAGAACCAACCACCCCGGCAGAGCCUGAGCAGUGUCCUGCGGGCUGCACUGGAUGAUAUGGUAAUGCAAGUCAUGGAAAUGAUAAAUGAGAACUCCAGAUCUAGAGGAAGGCUCAUUGAUUUCAAGGAAAUACAGUAUGGCUACCGCAGGGUAGACCCUCUGCAUGGAGUGGAGUACAUCCUGGAUUUACUGCUUUUGUACAAAAGGCACAAAGGAAGGAAAGUUACAGUUCCAGUGAGACGCCAUGCUUACCUUCAGCAAUUGUUUAGCAAACCUUUCUUCAAAGAAGCAGAGGAGCUGGAUGUAAAAAGCUUGCUGGAGGACACCAACACUGACACUCAAUCUUUCUCUUUCCUUUCAAAUUCUUUAAAGAUUUUUUCCUCAUCAUUCCAAGGCACCAAAGACAUUGGGGAACACAGUGACAAGAAAAUACAUAUUCUUGUCCCUAUCACGGGAAGAUUUGAUACUUUCUCAAGAUUUAUGGAUAACUUUGAGAAGACUUGUCUGAUUCCCAGACAGAAUGUAAAAUUGGCAAUAAUUCUCUUCAGUUCUGAGUCAGGCCAAGACUCUAGCAAACACAUAGAGCUAAUGAAAGAAUACAGCAUUAAGUAUCCCAAGGCAGAUAUGACCCUGAUUCCAAUGUCAGGAAAGUUUUCUAGAGGUUUAGGUCUUGAGAUGGCCUCGUCUCAGUUUGACAAUGACACUUUGCUGCUGUUCUGUGAUGUUGAUCUAGUAUUCACAUCAGACUUCCUCCAGCGAUGCAGAGAUAACACUAUUCAGGGAGAACAGGUUUACUACCCUAUCAUCUUCAGCCAGUAUGAUCCAAAAGUAAUAUAUGGAGGCGAUCCUCCAGCUGACAGUAGUUUUGUUUUCACAAAAAGAACUGGAUUUUGGAGGGAGUAUGGAUUUGGAAUUACCUGUAUUUACAAAAGUGAUCUACUUACUGCUGGUGGAUUUGAUACCUCGAUUCAAGGCUGGGGACUUGAGGAUGUAGACCUCUUUACUAAAGUGAUAACAUCUGGCUUGAAGGCUUUCAGAAGUCAGGAAGUAGGAGUUGUCCAUAUUUUUCAUCCUGUUCAGUGUGACCCAAAUUUAGAUCCGAAACAAUAUAAAAUGUGUUUAGGGUCCAAAGCAAGUACAUUUGCCUCUGCCAUGCAGCUCGCUGGACUCUGGCUACAGAAACAUUUGGGUGUCAGGUACAACUGGACUCUCUCCUGACAGCUUAGCCUAUUUGGCCUUUUUUGGGGAGUUUACCUCAUUGCUAUUAUUUGAUUUUGCUGUCAUAGUUUUAAACUCCCUCCUUGUAGUCUUCCAAAGACUUUUGACCUCAAACAGGAUGACCCUGCUGUUCACUGAUGUUUCUUAUACCUACUGAACUGGUGAGGUGAAUUCCUUCAUAUUUCCUUUAUUUGAAAUUCAGUCUAGUUAUGGAAAUCAUACAAGUCCAUGGAGCAUAUCCAUCACAAGAGACUGUGUCAGAAGAACAUUGUUUUUCAGCUUUUGAAUUCAGUAUCAUCUUUGUUUCAUUUCUCAGAUUUGAUGUGAUACAAAUAUUUACUGGUGAAGGUACCACAAAAGUGCUUUAUGCUUCUUCUGGGGAUGGAACUCUCUAAGAUAAACUUGAGUUUUAUAAUUUAUAUGAGGACUUAUAUGUAUAAACGCUACUUUUCUUCAUCUUUAGAAUUUUUAAAGUAAAUGAAUAACUAUAAUUGUACUUUUAUUUUUUAAAAGAAAAGAGUAAAGCUGAGGAGCUACUUGCAAAUACAACUGGUACUGGCUACCAAGGUCCUUAAAUGUCUUAUUAUUAAAACAAACUCCUCAUUGUUAUUCAGUUGAAGUGUAAAUGAACUUUAUUUUCACAACAAACAGGAUGUAAUCAAAUGCUCAUGUACACUUUGAAGAUUUUUGAGCCAACAUCCUUCAUUUGCAGGCAAGAAGAAACUAUGACUCAACAUGGUCAUUUAUGAUUAAGUGCAAGCAUACAGUAUUCUUAUUUUGAAACACAUAGUAUAAGUUGCUGUUUCUCUUUUUAGAAUGAGUCUCUAAUACAUGAUUUUCUUUUACAUUCCUUUCAUAAGGCUGCACUUCAGUGUUAAAAGUUAAAGCUCUAUUUUUUUUUUUUUUACAUUUUCCAUGAAUAUUGAUACUCAGUAGCAACUUGUUGUUAAAACUAAAGUAACUGUAGAAUAAUUAUUUAAGUUUCAAAAUUUACUAUUGCUGGUCAAGUUCCUUGCCAAUAUAUUUAUAUUAGUGGAGGUUGUAAGACUGUGUUCAGAUUUGUCUCUCCAAACAGCCUGAAGUUGUUAUAUUGUGGAUUCAUGAAGUAUUUAAAGUAAUACCAACAGGAGAAAUAAUAAAAUAAAUUUCUGUAUUUUAGAGACAUGUUUAUAUAGGGAUAUAUGUGUGUGUGUGUGUGUGUGCGCGUGUGUGUAUAUCCCUAUAUAUAUAGAUAUAUAGAGAGAGUAAUUUCAAAGUAUGUUCCGCUUUUCAGUUCAGACAGUGAUUUGUUACAAUCUUUGUUAUUUUUGCCACAUGCUUGGAACAUUUCAUGUUAUACUGUGGUAAGAGCUUAGAGAUAUUCAGGAAACCAUCAGAAUUCAGCUAAACUUAAAUUAUUACAGUGGGUACCUCUAAUAACCUCAGUACCCUUGAUUUCAAACUGUAUUUCAAACAUAGCUGGGCAAGAAAAAGCUUUAAGGUUUUCAGCUGUAACUGACUGCUUCUGUGUUUCCUUAAAAAAAAAACAACAAAAAAACAAACCCAAAACAAGAAGAGAUUGGAAUUCCUGGCACAUCUGUUUGUGUGAGGAUAUCCAGAUAAUUUCCUAAGGCAUGAAAAGGGUGUGUAGGUCAUUUAACAUCUGUUAUCUGUGGUUCUCUGUUCUAGACUUACCAUGCAAGGAAAAAGGCAACCCUGACAAGGAUUGAGUAAACUCAGUAUUAAAGGGCUGACCCUAGUUUGUUGUGUGCUUUAAAAAAGGCUAUUCCGUUGCCUUGGAGAAGGUAGUGAUUGUGGUAGAUGACAACAGUGAGUGUAAUUCAUGUUCAUACCAGCCCUCCUCAAGCAGAGCUCUGGGCUUGUUAUUCUCCUGGAGGCUCUUGCCUUCCUAGCCUAGUCUUGUUAGCUCAAAUGUCUGAUGAAAGAAAAAUUCAGUAUCACUUACAAAAUAAUUCCUGGAAAUUUUUCUUCAACUUGAGUGCAAAAGUCACACUUUGUUCAUUAAAAAAGCCAAGAACAAGGAACAUAUGAUUUAUUUGAUCAAUCUCAAUUAACCAAUGCAACUCAGAUUGUAAAUAUCAAAAACCAAUUGCCUGUUGAUAAAUGUUUGUGCUGAUUUCACAAACAAGAAAAAACCUAAUGACUUGCAAAGACAUCUAAGGAAAUCAUUGUCUGCUGGGAUGUAUUCCAGUACUUAUUUCAAUUGCUUAACUUAGUGGCCAGAAAGUAUUUGCUCAGCUCAAAGUAAAAUAGUAGAUUAGAACAAGCAAUGAAACCAAUCAUUCAGUGGGGAUAAAGAUGUAUACAGAGGGCUUGCAGGAUCAGGUCCUACAUUAUAUAAGCAAAAUGCUAGUAUUUACCAGUACAAAUAUUUAUUUAGUGUCUUGACUGAUUCAUUUGUUUAUAUGAUGAAUUACUUUGUUAAAAACCUGAUUAUAAAUGUUUAUUAUGAAAUGUUGCAUUGUCUUUUGAAAUAACUAUCCUGAGAUAACUUGAGAACUUGUGUUAGUUUGUCUAAGGAAUAAUAUGCCUUCUAAGGAGAUCAUAUUAAAAGAAAAAAAAAAGCACAAAAGUGUUAGAGUAAUGUUAUGUAUGCAUAGAUUAAGAUGGGAAUAUCUGUGUUAAUCAGUUGUUUGCUUUUGUCUAGUCUGAAUCAUAAUCUUGAUUGUAAAAUGAAAUUUCUAUGUAUAUAAUGUCCCUUUGUAAAUGCGUGACAAGUGAAUUCACAAUAGAACAUAACAACCAAUUUUUCCCCAAA
Corvus hawaiiensis (hawaiian crow) is the source of this 5540-nucleotide messenger RNA. It is a transcript of the gene CHSY3, whose product is annotated as chondroitin sulfate synthase 3. Gene Ontology annotation, molecular function: glucuronosyl-N-acetylgalactosaminyl-proteoglycan 4-beta-N-acetylgalactosaminyltransferase activity. The transcript is spliced from 3 exons. NCBI's taxonomy places the organism in Eukaryota, Metazoa, Chordata, Aves, Passeriformes, Corvidae. The record is from RefSeq and is a predicted model, not a curated record. Bases 218 to 2782 code for a protein of 854 amino acids. Gene Ontology annotation, cellular component: Golgi cisterna membrane.